CUUCAUGCUGCUCAGGAGCCAUGGCGGAGCGGACACUGAGGAGGAAUCAGCCGGAGCUCAGCGGGUCCACAGCGGCGGCUCAAACCAACCAGGAUCCACGUUACCUGCAGCACAGCCACAACUAUUACUGACGGAAUACAAUGGUGACGGCUUCUAAAGUUUUACACACAUCUUUAGCUUAUGUCACAGCUGGUCGGUUCAACUUUUCACUAACUGGCAUUUCCCUAAUGUCGAGGGGGGGUCACAGCGACGCAGAGUUUGUUCCGCUUUUCUUUUCUUGCAGUAACGUUACGUGUGUCCUGUAAAGCCAUCUGCCUCAGGCGUAAAUCUGGCGCACUGUCCCGCAGUGGCUCACUGAGCGCCUCUUUAAUAUUGCAAAGCCGAGUCACUGGAGGUUAACAUGGGGGCAAAGCAGAGCAGCCCGACUGCUAAUCCAGCUGCUAACGGACGGACCAGAGCCUACUCCGGCUCGGACCUGCCCUCCAGCACGUCCAGCAGCAAUGGCAGUAGUGUUAGCAGGACUACCGCCGGGGGUGUGAGGUACCAUGCGUACAGUGCGUCCGGAGCCUCCGGAGCCUCGUCCAGCACUAGCCAGCACCUUGGAGCCAGGGCCAGGUCUGUGGGGGGCUCCGGAGGCUCCGGGACCAGACCUCAGUCCGGUAUCAACAUUCCGAACAGCAGCGGAGCCUACAGCUCCCAGGAGUCCGGCGGCAGCAGCCCGGAGGAGGCGGCGGACAGGGAGCGCUCAGGCGGAGGGCACGAAGGUCCCCGGCUGUUGAUAGGAUCUCUACCAGCUCACCUCUCGCCUCAUCUGUUCGGAGGCUUCAAGUGCCCUGUGUGCUCCAAGUUUGUGUCCUCAGAUGAGAUGGAUCUUCACCUGGUCUUGUGCUUAACCAAACCCAGAGUGACAUAUAACGAGGAUGUCCUGACCAAGGAUGCAGGAGAAUGUGCAAUCUGCCUGGAGGAGCUGGUACAGGGAGACACCAUCGCUCGCCUGCCCUGCCUCUGCAUCUACCACAAAGGCUGUAUUGAUGAGUGGUUUGAAGUAAACAGAUCAUGUCCGGAGCAUCCAUCAGAUUAAAGCUUUUUUGCACAGGUACUCAACAAUGUGAGGGAUCUACAAGAUGAUGUGUGGAUCCAGGGAGACUGCUGGACACUGUGAUCAGUUUAACCCCCACCCCCACCCCGCCCAAUAAUGUAGUACCACUGUGUGCCAAAUCUCAUUUAAGCAAUCUUCAGGGAUACAGACUUUUGUGUUUAUGUUUGAGUUGCACAUCCACGCUCAGUCUCAGACUGGAUGGAUUGAUCUCCACCUCACAUCCUCUCCAGCCCUGACACAAAGCCACACAGGACAUUGUGGCAGGCAGGGCUCUUCUUCCUGAGUGGCCAUUGGACAGCACAUGUCAGCUGAUUGUACACCAGGAUACUGGAGGAGGUGGUGGACAUGGUCCUGGAGGUGGGGGCUGGGUGGAGGGGGGGGUGAGUCGGGCGAUGUGUGGAUUAUCCCUCCCCCUCUUACUCUGUCCCUCCCCUCCUCCUUCAGCAUCAGUGUCUACCAGUGCCUUGUUGUUAUGAUGCCCAGCCACGACAGGGCAGGACAGAGGAGUCCAGACUGUCAGCAGAGCCAGCUGGACCAACUGGACGGACUUGCGGGACCAUCUCACCACAACUGCCAUUCUACCAGUCCAGGAGAAACAAGCCAGAGACAGGACAGCGGCAGAAAUAUCUGUCUGCGUAAGCAGCUCGGACGUUUUUAAAACUGAAGCUGCUGCAAACAAUGGUGCCAAUCAACUGUGAAUAUCGUCGAACACUCACACUCAAUCAUCAGUGCUUUUUAAUCAUAUACCAUGGAGUAGAGGUCUUCAGGUACAAAAACCUGCCUCCAAAUCUGAAAUGGAUCCUUGACUUACCAGCCUGAGCCUACAGUAGAGUAUCGCUGCUACCAUGACAUACAAAUAUGUAACCACUUGUAGAUCCCUCUCACUUUGUAACAUGAUACUUUUCUUGUUAUAAUGACAUGAUGCAAGCAAGUUUCUCUGAGAACUUGUUAUGAGGAGAAACUGUUCUUGUUUAAAAAGUUUUGUUGAUUUUUUUAUAACAGGCGAGUUUUGUGAUAUAACACGGUAAAUUGACAUGUUGUUAUAACAAGAAAAGUUUGUUCUUAAAAUGAAAUAACUUGAUUUUUAGUUACAGCAAAAAAAAAGUAUAAUUUUAUAACAUGAACGGGAUCUCAUAACCAGAAACAUUUUUACACAGACCAGAAAGUGAAAAUGUGUUUUUCAUUUCUUUUUUUGUCUAUUUUGCUUUGUGCUACUCCAUGGGGUAAAAGCUUCUCUUGUUUUCAUAAUGUCUGUAAUGUAGUCGUUUAUGUAGGCUGUGUAUUAAUUAUAGCGUUUGAUCAAUCAUUUAAGUUGCUACAAUUGAUUGUUUCCUCAGUGUGCAGGUUCACUGAUUAUCAGUCUUUAAAACAGGUCAGCAGUGUCAGGUGCACAGAAUUACCACAAAUCAAACACUGUCAUACAGAUGAAGAGCAGAAUGGGUUUAAUAUGUUAAUGAAGAAUGAAAAUGAAAUCUAGAUUUUUUUUUUAAUUAAAAAAAAUAAAACAAAACCUAACGUAGAUAGAAGGUUUUUUGUGCAGCAAAAAGAUCCACUUUGAAAUCCAAAUUUCUAAUUUCAUUGUUUUAUUCUCUACUUUUUCCAUAAUCCUUUUGUAGUGCUAUGACGCAGUUUUUCUGUGAGUGAGUAUCCGUUUUGUCUUGUGUAGGACGCAAGGAUGUAGGCGACAUAGGCAACAUGAUGCACAGUCCUGCCAAUGAUGUCUCACUGUUCCACUGAUCUACAGGUGGCAAUACAGCCCAGUCGCCAGAAAUAAUGUUGGCAUCUUCCAUUUCUAAAAAUCACGGACACAUUUCAUUUAUAGGUUUUUAUGUAGUGGAUCCAUUUAAACAUUAUGUUUUAACAACGCUGUGGUUAAUGUGUGGUUAGGUUUAGGCACAAAAACAGAAAUGUUAUGACUAUAACCUCCGUUACCUGAAGGAGAGGAACAAGAUACAACCCUGCUGUGCAGCUGGGCUUGGUGAAGAGCAGCUAUCGAACUGAAGAAUGACUGUGGUGAUGGAUGUGUAUAUACAUAUGUGUGGGCGGGGCCUCACAUACGUCACCACAGGUCAUCUGAUUUAAUAGGCGUGAAUAGAAGUGUCUUCAGGUAGGUCACAAGGGGUGUGAUAUCCCAUAGUAUAUGUGUUGUACCGAGUGAAUCAACUGAAUGGGAACACUUGGUUAUGGUCAGGAAAAGAAGUACCCAGUUUUGGUGGCACAGUUACCUCUGGGAAAGCAGCGAUGUCUUGGUAAGAAACAACUACUUUUUGUUGCACAGGAAGGCAACACAGUGACAGGUCGUGUAAGAACACCCACAUUUUUUGGCUAAAAAGCUGCUCGAAACAGCGAUGACUCGCCAAAACACAACAGGUUUUGUCGUUUGUCGGUCUCCAACAGUGACCUGCAGCUUGGCAGGCAUUUCACUGAGUGGACAUGCCAUCCUCUAUCCCCUCCUCCCCCUGAAGACAAAGUCACCUCAUAUACUACGUCACUUUAGAAAUAUGAUAUGUAUGAAAGGUGCAAUUGUAACAUUUGUGGUUUGUAGAAACACACAGUGCCAACAUUUGUUCUUGCAACUGGGUUGGGCAGAUAUGCAGCAAUCCACCAGCAAAGGCAGUAAAUAUGAAUGUAACCAAGGCAGGCUUUGUAUUCAUGAGAAAGGAAAUGUAUUCAUUACAUUUGUCAGGGCCGGAGGAUUUGCACAUUUUUGGUGAAUGUAAACAAUACCUCCACAGGGGGACUGUAAUGUGAUCCCACACAGUUUCCUUGUACUCAACUCUGCAGGUUCCAUUUCUCUGACAGUGUUUGAAUAGUUCUAAUUUUGUGUACAUGACACUGCUUCCUGUACGUGUUUAAAAAAGUUUGGACUGUGAUAAUGACUGAGCCUGCACACAGAGGAAGGAAUCAGCAGAGACACCUGUGCUUGUUACAGUUACCUGAGUGCAUACCAGUUGGAACUGCAAACUUUGCUGUUUUAAACGCACCGAUCCUUUACGAUAACAUUCGUAGCAACAACCAACUUUUGGUCCCCCACUGGCAAUUUGUUCUACUAAACCUGUUAUGUACAGGUUAUGGGAGAAGUUUCUAUGGUUGUCGUCCUGCAGGAAGUCAUUGACUUGCUUGGCUGGUGAUUGGUCGACUCAGCUACAACAGACUGGUCACAGGUUCAGGCAGCAUACAGACCCAGCACCAAGUUAAGUUGGCCAAGGACUGAGGGACAAUGAAUGAGUGGACUUUUAACACCACCAGUGUGUUAGUUAAGGCUUUCAUGGGCUCAGGUUUGCCUGAAGACCUCUACCAUGGAGGAGCUAAUGUGUACAGAUUUUUAAUCUAGUAAAAAGCGAUCACAGAUGAUUUCAUCGACAAGCUCAUCAUCCACCAGAGAAUAUGAACUCAUCAGUGAAAUCACCAAGUGCAGAUCCCAAAGCUACAAUGGAAUCCUUUAUCUCCACCAACUCCCUUUUUCCAUUACGCAGAGCCUAAUGCUCGUCCCACCACCCUGAAGACUAUUUUUAUACUGGAAAAACAAAUGAGCUGCUUCACUGUAACAUUAACAGCGACUUUAAAGGCAAUCCUGUGGAAUCUCAGCUUCUUAUGGAGGUUUUUAAGGCGGGCAUGAUGAAGUUUUCAUUCAAAAUGUUUGUAAAUGAGCAACACAAUUGCCAGAAAAAAAUGUUGGCAUUAUAUGUUCCUGUAAACCACAGAUACAUUAUAUUUGUAUGUUAUUAUGUAACGGAUACACUGACCCUUUACGUUUCCCCGCACUGUGGCUAAUGUGUGGUUGGGUUUAGACACAAUCCAGGCUGAAAACAUGGAGAUAUCUCAGUAAAAGAUAACUGCAUUUCAUGGCACUAUCCCUGCUGGAAAAACAGCAAAGAUUUGCUAAAAACACCCACAUUUGGGGCCUAAAAAAUCCACUGGAAACACAGCAAUGACUUGGUAAGUCACAACAGAUUUUGUUGUUUGUAGGUCUCAAACAAUGGUCUGCAGCUUGGCAGGUGCCUCUCCUAGGUGACACUCUAUCCACAUCCCCUCUCUCCUACAGUAGGUGACACGACAUCCACCAUCCCCUCUCUCCUAGGUGACACGACAUCCACUAUCCCCUCUCUCCUACAGUAGGUGACACGACAUCCACCAUCCCCUCUCUCCUAGGUGACACGACAUCCACCAUCCCCUCUCUCCUAGGUGACACUCUAUUCACCAUCUCCUCUCAACUAGGUGAGACUCUAUCCACCAUCCCCUCUCUACUAGUUGACACGCCAUCCACAUCCCCUCUCUCCCAGGUGACACGACAUCCGCCAUCCCCUCUCUCCUAGGUGACACGACAUCCACCAUCCCCUCUCUCCCAGGUGACACGACACCCACCAUCCCCUCUCUCCUAGGUUACACACUAUCCACCAUUCACUCUGCCUCUUGAUGACAAAGUCAGCUCAUAUACUACGUCACCUUAGAAACAUUGAUAUGAUAUGUAUAACAUGCAAAUAUAUUGUAUUCAUGGUUUGCGGAAACGCACAAUGCCAACAUUUUCUCCUGGCGACUGGGCUGGAAUGAAAGAUGAAGUGUCCCAUAUGGACUCCACUUUUUCUUACUCUCUUUUUUUUCAAUGCAUUUCUCUCUUUGUCUCUUUGAAGUUACCUCCAGGUAGGAGCACAUGGUAGUGGGGGAAAGGUGAGGAAAAAUAAAGCUGGAGCUUUAUUUUGAAAAAGAAGAACCCUCACCACUGCUGCUGUAAUGCUCCUAUACACACAUGCAGUAUUAGACAUCUCAAUGAGUCAAUUCAUGACUAUUUGGGAUAGAGAAUACAGUAUAAAUAAGCGGUAUCCAACCACCCAAGCACAUGUGUAUGGAGGCUUUUUUCCAACCAAUCAACAGAGCAGCUGGUUUUCCAGGUCAGUGCACCUUUGCUGCUGAAUCCCAAAUCCACUUUUUUCCUCCACUCCCUCACAACCUCUCCUAUCAGACACUGACCUGGGUUCAGUGUGACACAUUACUCACACUCUGCACCAUACAUCAAACUCCAUGCUACAUGUAGAACAUUACUAGUAAACUAUGACAGUUAAAGCUACUUGAAAAUCCUCAAAAAAACACAUCUGCUGAUGAGUAGACCUAACUUAUCAGUAUUGAUCAUUUUAUUUGGAACCACUAAAGGAAGAACUGAGUAAGCUUUGGAGUUUUGGGAUCCACCCUAACACACUCAUGACUACUGCGUCACCAUACUGUGUAUGUAAAACCUGACAGCCUCACAGCGAUUACCUGAGCCCUGUAAUACACUGUCCCAGCACACAGCGGUGCUACAGAGUCGUGUAGUUUUCCUCUGCAGUGUGUGGAGGUGGGAACAGUGAGGACUCUCCUCAUCAUCUCUGUUUGUAGCAAUAGUCUGAACAUUUGGCUGACUGAUCUCACAGGGCUCAUUCUCUACCUUCAUCUCUCACGUUAAUCUGCUAUCAGUUAUUAUUUUUCAUCAUUUUCAUGACUGAUCCUACAAAGGUUUGACACUGACCAGUAAUAUCUUUUUCUGUCUGUGAAUUUUAGAGGAAAAGUGCAACAGAUCUGGCCUUAAUAGAUAUGAUGAUGACAUUCAA
Molecule: messenger RNA, 6681 nt
Organism: Epinephelus moara (kelp grouper)
Lineage: Eukaryota; Metazoa; Chordata; Actinopteri; Perciformes; Serranidae
Gene: znrf2b
Product: zinc and ring finger 2b
Exons: 5
Coding region: 401-1081 (226 amino acids)
Source: RefSeq, a predicted model, not a curated record